This is a messenger RNA of Diabrotica balteata, 1229 nucleotides long. NCBI's taxonomy places the organism in Eukaryota, Metazoa, Arthropoda, Insecta, Coleoptera, Chrysomelidae. The record is from the annotation of a GenBank genome assembly.
AGUAGAGUGUUUUCUCUAGUCAUCUAGAACUUUUUAGGGAGAAAAAAUUAAAACUAAGCCAUAAAAAAUGUCGAGAGAGAAACAACUUAUUACCCCACUAAAAGAAGCAAGGCGAUUUAUGAUUGACUGUUUUAAAGCAGUUGGAUCUAAUCAAGCCCAUGCUGAAAUAGUAUCAGAUAACUUGCUGGAAGCCGACUACAGAGGACACUAUACCCAUGGAAUGAAUAGAUUAGAAAAGUACAUUAAAUAUUUACAACACGGACUUGUAAAUCCCAAUGCCGUACCUACAAUAGAUAAAGAAACUGAGGCUACUGCUGUAGUCAACGGUAAUAAUGGCUUUGGAGCUGUUGUUGGACAAUAUUGUAUGAACUUGGCUAUGGAAAAGGCUAAAAACACUGGAAUAGGAUUAGUUGUGUGUCAUCAUUCAAAUCAUUAUGGAAUGGCGGCAAUGUAUGCUCUGCAAGCCAUUAAAGAAGGAUUCAUUGGAUUUAGCACAACCAACUCUCCAUGUCUGAUGGUACCCACUAGAGCAAAAAAGUCGGCUUUGGGAUCAAAUCCAAUAGGAUUUGGAGUUCCUGCGAAUGAUGGGGAUAGCUUUGUUUUGGAUAUGUCAACGACCAAUUGUGCUUUAGGAAAGAUUGAAAUGCAAAUAAGAAAGGGGGAACCACUUCCACCAGGAUGGGCUUUAGAUAAAGAAGGCAAAGUUCAAACAGAUGCCAAUAUCGCCUUUCAGGAUAAAUUAUUGCUUCCUCUUGGAGGAGAAGAAAUAACUGCUGGAUAUAAAGGAUAUGGUUUGGCUGUAUUCGUGGAUGUAUUAUCUGGAAUUUUAUCAGGAUCAAAUUAUGGCCCUUAUGUACCAAAAUUUGGCACAGUAGAAAAUCUAGGACAUGCCUUUAUAGCGAUUAAUCCAAAAGUAUUCGCACCUGGAGUAGAAAAUAGAAUGAGUGACUUGAUGAAUCUCUUAAGAAAUAUGGAAUCUAUAGAUCCAAAUCUACCAGUCUUAGUCGCUGGUGAUCCUUCAAGACAAAAUAUGGAAAAAGUUCAUAAAUAUGGAGGUUUAUCCUACGUCCAAAAUCAACACGAUACGAAUAAGAAGCUUGCUGAAAGGCUAAAUGUUUCACCAAUGAAAUCGAUUUGAGUGAUAGGGCAUAUAUAAGACAUAAAUGUUAUUUAAUUCAUGCUUUACAGGAUGUUAAACCACAACUUAGCAGAUAAUAAAAUGCUUCACC